GUGAGAACUCGCCCUUGAUCACACAGCGGGUUCCCUGCAUACUUACUUACCUUGGGGUGCAUUGCUUCGUUGGUGUUGUCACAGACUUGUCGAGCUUCCACGCCCACGACGCACUGGGCCUCGCUCGAAAAGGCGCUCACGGUGUUUGUCCUCCCGAGCGCAGACUCGGGGGGGGGGGGGGGACGCGUCGUCGGCGGGUGGACUUCAUCUUCGCGCAGCCGGAGACGUACUGGACGGCGAUCGUCGGCUGGACGGGCUCGACGAUGUUCGAGCGCGAUUUGCGGUAUUGGGCGAAGGGACGGCCUGAAGUUCGAUAGCUCUGGGGUCACUCGGCAGCGCGAUUUGAGGCUCAUAUGCAGAAGUACGAGGGGCGGUGGUGGUGCAGGCUCACAAUCAUUUGACAACCCCGGUUCUUUCGAAGAGAGUUGGGUCGUGCGUUUGGCUCUCACAUACCUGCAUCAUCGCUCGCUGGUUACAGUCCACCACCAACAUCAUCGGAGUCGGUCGUUCCCAUCGCUCGGCAUCUGAUAGCCUCCACUUAGGAGCGGUCAACAGCGGUCAACAGCCCCGAGGCGCCCUCAUCAGCUCUGCGGCCCAUCCCCGUCCCAGCGACCCUGCGCUCCGAGCCUGCUAAUUCGCUGACCACCACCGAGUUGAGUCAGAUGCGCCGGGUGCAUCUGAUGGGCAAACUCUGAUUUAUCGUCUGCGCUGAUGCUGGCUGACUUCGCAGCCCGACGGGCUGCGGAUUUCGAGCACGCUGGCUCUGCACCGGGCUGGUAUGUAUACACACAGGGGCAAAGAAUAGGAACAUCGUCGAGUGGAUUGGUUUCAUCGGCGAUACUGUCGUUUUCUCUUUAUACGAGAUGCACGGCUCUUUUUCCUCCUGGUCGUGGCUUCAUCUUGGUGUCCCAUCAGGUGACUGUGCGUCUCUGUGCGUACAAGUUUGAGCUCAAGCUGCUGGCGAAAAGGACGACAAGAGGUGACAAGAUGGUUGUCUACACGUUGAGAUUCAGGCUACAGCUAGUGAAGAUAUCCGAGUCGACAAGUGCGCAGGCGCGAAGCCGCUGUCGUCAUCAUUGUAAAGCGACGUCAGUUCAAUCUCCGCCACAAGCCGUGUCGUCAAGCGCGUUCACCAAGGUUCACCAACAACCAACACCACCACCAACAACAAUCAACGUUUCAACGACUACAUCAAGAUCCGACACAUCAGAAUAUCCUAAGGUCGAAUCAAAUGUUUGAGCAAUUUAUCUUCAGAAAAGCGAGGCUAUUCAAUGUACUGCCGCAAACAGAUGGAGACGUUUAUCAAAGGUUACAAAAUCCACCGCCACAACCUCGCCAAGCUCGCAGACAUCCCAGUCACUGAUCUCCGCAUCUACUCGGCCAUCGACGUCCUCGUCCGCGCACUCAACCGCGAUGGCUACUUGUUCAUGGGCGGAGCAUACGACGCCGAUCCCGUGAAUGGAGAACGCGUGAUGGAAAUGAUUGUGGUGCUCGAGGAGCACCCCUCUGAGGAGGCGUUGAGAAACUCGUCGCUGAGUGUCACCGAGCUUGACGAGACGAUCGCCACGGGUGUGAAGAUGGGGCUACUUGAUGGGCCAAAGAUUUGGGAGCGCUUUGCCUAGGACAGAAUUGCAUGAUUAUUGUAUUAUUACUCUACUCUUACAAAAAGGUCGCCAUUUCGUUUGC
Molecule: messenger RNA, 1686 nt
Organism: Heterobasidion irregulare TC 32-1
Lineage: Eukaryota; Fungi; Basidiomycota; Agaricomycetes; Russulales; Bondarzewiaceae
Exons: 5
Coding region: 1272-1622 (116 amino acids)
Source: RefSeq, a predicted model, not a curated record